CGGCGCGGGAAGCCGCGUAGGGGAAGAAAGGGGACCACCAGAGUGUGGCGAGCAUUACGGUCUUGCAGCUGCCACCACGGCGCUAUGAGGUUCCGGGCCAAGAUCGUGGAUUUGGGCUGCCUGAAUCACUUCACCCGCGUCAGCAACACCAUCUCCAAGCUGGCCAAGACGUGCACGCUGCGCCUCAGUCCCGACAAGCUCUACUUCAUUCUGUCCGACAAGGUGGCCAAUGGCGGGGUCAGCAUGUGGUGCGAACUGGGCCAGGGCAACUUCUUCGACGAAUUUCAAAUGGAAGGGGUCGCAGCGGAUCACAAUGAAAUCUAUUUGGAGCUGACGCCGGAAAACUUAUCCAGAGCCUUGAAAACGGCCCAGAAUGCCAAAACAGUGAAGAUCAAACUGACCAACAAACACUGCCCCUGCCUCACCGUGGCUGUGGAGCUGCCGUCUUUAUCAAGCAGUAGUCGCAUUGUAACACAUGAUAUUCCUGUAGGGGUUAUUCCCAGAAAAUUAUGGACCGAUUUCCGAGAGCCCACUGUACCAGACUUUGAUGUUAGUAUAUAUUUACCAGUAUUGAAGACUAUGAAGAGUGUAGUGGAAAGAAUGAAAAACAUCAGCAAUCAUGUUGUUAUUGAAGCAAAUCUAAAAGGAGAAAUGAACUUGAAAAUAGAAACUGAUUUAGUGUGUAUUACAACACAUUUUAAAGAUCUUGGAAAUCCUCCCUGGGCCUCUGAAGAUGCUUCUCAAGAUAGAGAUUCGGAGAACAUGGCCGAAGCACGAAUAGAUAUUAAGAAGCUUCUACAGUUUCUUGCGGGACAGCAAGUAAACCCAACAAAAGCAUUAUGUAAUAUUGUGCAUAACCGGAUUGUUCACUUUAUUUUGCUACAUGAGGAUGUUUCCCUUCAAUAUUUCAUUCCUGCAUUGUCAUAAGAAUUCAGCUGUUCAAGAGUUUUUGACAAUCCAAAGACCUUUUCUUUCAAAAUUGAAAAAAGAUGGGUUGGUGUGUUGUAAGCCUUUGAGCUGUAUACUCACUAUGGUAUACAUCAUGUAAAAUGAACUUGUCCUUUUUUUCUUUUAUAAUAUGUUCAUAGAAUGGGCAUUAGUAAAAUGCAAUUGGAUAAGCUA
Messenger RNA from Vombatus ursinus (common wombat), 1122 nucleotides. It is a transcript of the gene HUS1, whose product is annotated as HUS1 checkpoint clamp component. NCBI's taxonomy places the organism in Eukaryota, Metazoa, Chordata, Mammalia, Diprotodontia, Vombatidae. The coding region runs from base 85 to 927 and encodes 280 amino acids. The transcript has 8 exons. Gene Ontology annotation, cellular component: checkpoint clamp complex; nucleolus; site of double-strand break. Gene Ontology annotation, biological process: telomere maintenance; nucleotide-excision repair; meiotic DNA integrity checkpoint signaling. The record is from RefSeq and is a predicted model, not a curated record.